Molecule: messenger RNA, 2121 nt
Organism: Anthonomus grandis grandis
Lineage: Eukaryota; Metazoa; Arthropoda; Insecta; Coleoptera; Curculionidae
Exons: 9
Coding region: 186-2021 (611 amino acids)
Biological process (GO): transmembrane transport; monocarboxylic acid transport
Molecular function (GO): monocarboxylic acid transmembrane transporter activity
Source: RefSeq, a predicted model, not a curated record
UGCGAUAAGAGAAUGAGUUGUUUACACACGCUCAUGAUAAAUCAGUAGGUUGUUUUACGAUGCUUCAAAUCCGUCUCUCUUAAUUAUUUAUUCGAUGCGGUCCUAAUUAAAUUUUAUAUUCUAUGAAUGUUGGGACAAGACAUUUUGUGUUACUGUGAGAUGUCUGGAAAGUGAACAAAAAUUCGAUGAUUCAAGCAAUGGAGACGGUGCUUAAGCCUCCCGACGGGGGUUACGGUUGGGUUAUAGUGUUCGCUAGUGUCCUAAAUAAUUUCUUAAUGGUGCCGCUAAUCCAGAACGUAGUUUUAAUCUUCAAAGACAAAAUGGAACUGGAAAUCGACAUGACUACCACCCAGAUGUGGUUUGCCUUGAAUGUUAACACAUGUUUCGGCCAAAUAACCGCUUUAUUCAAUAACUUAUUGUUAAACAGAUUUGGAUAUCGAAAGGUGACUCUCGCGGGAGUUACUUUUGUCUUUUUUGGUCUUGGCAUGAGCUCAUGGAUCCAUAAUUAUUUGGGGUUUAUGAUCACUUUUGGAUUUGUUGCUGCCUUAGGAGUUGGCCUAAAUACAUCCUCAUACACCCUAGCCAUCAAAUCUUACUUUGUACAUGAACAAAACAAAGCGAUUGGUCUCUCAAUGACGUUAACAGCUCUCGGACCGAUUCUGAUGCCCCAAAUUAUUAAUUUGUUAAUACAAAACUAUCAUCCUGAUGGCGUUAUUCUGAUUUUAGCUGGUAUAAUUGCUCAUGGAUAUAUAGGCGCCAUCUUAUUACAACCAGUAAGGUGGCAUAUGAAAAAGGUACCAAAAACCGAAGAAAAUCGGACGGAUGUUGAAGGAGCUGUAGAAAUUGAUAAGAAACAAACUGAACAAAAUACGUUGGAAACGAACGAAGUUUUGGAUCCACUAAUACUCCCUCAGCAAACAGGGCCUGCCAGGCAAUAUCAACUCUUCCCUCCAAGGGAGUUCCUAAGCAACCGGAAAUUCCCUGGAUUCAGACGUAAAGACUCAAUCAUUUCCAUCAAUUAUGAACAGGAAAAUGCUGCUAUUAUGGGACUAGACUCUGCACUUGGAGGAAGUCUCUAUUCAUUAGAAUCUGUUGGUCAAAGACGUAGCUCUUCUUAUGUUGCUCCUCAACGGGUGCUCACAAAAACAACUUGGUGGAAAAGUGAGGAAAGUGUCAACCUGGAAAGCUGUUACAACCUUUUUGACGACAAAACUACAGAAUCAGAACAUACAACAGUCUCUGAGCUUGUAAAAGAUAAACAUAGUAAUGAAACUAUCAAGAGAAAUAUCGACUUUGAAGAACACAUGGUGUAUAAAGAGCUAAGUUUUAACGUUCAUAGUUUACCGUGGUAUAAAAGUUGGAUUUAUCAAGCAGUUGAAGUAUUUGGCUUGGAUAUAUUUUCAGAUUUAAGAUACGUCAGUAUUAUGAUAGGAAUCUCGUUUGCUAUAGUGGCGGAAAUGAAUUUUACUGUAUUGCUACCAUUUCUGCUUUUUGAAUAUGAACUAACUAUUGCCGAAAUUGCAGCAUUUUUAUCACUGUUGGGAGCAGCUGAUAUAUUGUUCCGAUUUCUCGCUCCUCAUAUUGGGGAUUGCUUUAGGCAGCCGGCCAGGGUAAUGAUCAUUGCUGUAUUACUUGUUAUUAUUUUGGCAAGGUUUGCUCUGAUCUACGUAACCCACUAUCCAUCCAUACUACUAAUAGCAGUAAUCUUGGGCUGCGUUAAAGGCCUUAGAGUAGUCUACAUGUCUCUAGUUAUCCCCAGUUACGUACCAAAAGAACGACUAGCGUCGGCGUCAGCAAUACAAAUUAUCGCUAACAGCUUAAUGUCGUUACUGAGCGGUCAUUUUAUUGGUGUCACAAGAACACAAACUGGUAGUUAUAUUUAUUGUGUGCAAUUUUUGAAUUGUUUAACUGUCGUGACUAUUGUUAUGUGGUCUAUAGACAUAAUUUUUAAGAAAUUUUUCCGAAAGAAAUAUUUGGAUGAGAAAGGGGAGAAUUUAGUGGAGCCUACAGAUGUUUACUAGGAAAAUUUUAAACAAUAGCAAAAUAAGUGAAAAAUGUACUGAUAGCUUAAGAUUAUAAAAUAUUAUUUAAAUUUGUUUUCAAAUAUACUGAUUGAAAAUA